AUCCCCCGAUGCCCAAUCCGCGAAUUGUUCUAUAGGCCACACAGCCAUAGGAGCCAACCGUUUACACAGUGCUUCUUCUUCUUUACCCUGCAACGGAUACACACAAAAAUGGCAAUUAUCGUAACUACAACUGCCUAUACGCCUAUUGCCCCAUUUCACCGCCAGCCCACGUAUCAAAUUUUCGCCAAAUGCAGUUUUUUGACUCUUAAUUUCGCGGGAAAUCGUAAGCCAAUGAAACAUAAAUUGAACUUACAAAAUUCCUUGGUUUCGACCAAGGCUUCUUCUUCUUCGGUGGCCCAAGCCCCAGAGCCAAUGGUUCCACCAUAUAAUGUUCUGAUCACUGGCUCUACUAAAGGAAUAGGGUAUGCACUUGCAAAAGAGUUUUUAAAAGCUAAUGACAAUGUCAUCAUAUGCUCGAGAUCAGAUGAACGAGUGCAAUCUGCUCUUGAAAGAUUGCAAUCAGAAUCAGGGAAGCUGCAUGUGUGGGGAAAGAAGUGUGAUGUUAGAAAUGGGGACGAUGUCAAGAAAUUAGUUGCUUUUGCACAGGAAAAGCUUAAAUACAUUGAUAUAUGGAUAAAUAAUGCAGGAUCAAAUGCAUAUAGUUACAAACCACUGGCAGAAGCAUCAGAUGAAGAUCUAGUUGAAGUUGUCUCUACAAAUACCCUUGGAUUGAUGAUAUGCUGUCGAGAGGCAAUAAAGAUGAUGCUAAACCAGCCUCGAGGAGGUCAUAUAUUUAACAUUGAUGGAGCCGGUUCAGAUGGAAGACCAACCCCGAGAUUUGCUGCUUAUGGAGCAACUAAACGCAGUGUGGUGCAUUUGACGAAAUCAUUACAGGCAGAAUUGAUGAUGCAGGAUGUCAAAAAUGUUAUGGUACAUAAUCUUUCGCCAGGGAUGGUUACAACUGAUCUUCUCAUGUCUGGUGCUAACACAAAGCAGGCCAAGUUUUUCAUCAAUGUGUUGGCUGAACCAGCAGAAGUGGUUGCUGAAUACCUUGUUCCAAAUAUUAGAUCCAUCCCCAGUAAUGGAUCGGCAAAAGCUACUUACAUUCGUUUCCUUACAGGAUUAAAAGCCUACUCGCAGAUAUUCUCAAGACUUGCUUUUGGUGCUCGGAGAAACAGAUAUGUUGUCGAAGAUUAGAGCACGAAAUCAGUUAUCAGUUGGAUUUUGUUUAAAAAUGCUUAGUUUCUUCUUAGGAGGCCUUCAUUUUUUCUCUUAUUCAAUAGCUAUGUUUCGUUUUCAUUUUCCCUUCCCUAUCCUUGGAAGCAAUUUUAAAGAAACCCUGUGAAGGCGUAUUACAAUUGAGAAAAUAUAUGUAAAGUUUGGGCAAAAAGAGUGUUGCUCACUCAACUUUGUAGUGCUUAUCUCAAAUUGACCGUUGAAACUUGUUCUUGGUUUCAAUGUAGUCAUUCAGUUAAAAUAUGUUAUUAUUAUUAUUAUUA
Molecule: messenger RNA, 1439 nt
Organism: Olea europaea var. sylvestris
Lineage: Eukaryota; Viridiplantae; Streptophyta; Magnoliopsida; Lamiales; Oleaceae
Product: chlorophyll(ide) b reductase NOL, chloroplastic
Exons: 13
Coding region: 109-1137 (342 amino acids)
Molecular function (GO): oxidoreductase activity
Source: RefSeq, a predicted model, not a curated record